GGCUGGUUCUCCUCCAGUUGGCUUCUUCAACUGUAUGUUUUUUGUUAAGUACCUAAAUUAAAAUGUUACAUAUUAAACUAAUUUUAGUCUCUCAACUCAGCUACCUUUUUAUAAGCUUUUAUUUAACUUGCCCUGUUCUGUUAGUAUAUAUGCAUGUGUAUAUUAGUGUGGGUCAAAUAUUGACUCACUUCCCGAUUUCCGACUGAGCUGAAAUUAUGCAAUAUUAUGAUAUUGAGCUGAUUAUGGAGCCAGGAGGUGGCCAUGGGAACUCUGUGACAAAACAACGCAAACUAAUUGUUUUUGGGUUAUUAGAAUUGUCUCGAUGAGUAUUAGUUGCCUGUGGAAAAAAAGUACAGUCGGCGAUAAAAGCUUGUACCAAAACUGAAAUUUUUGCCAAAUACUUAUACUGUAAUAAUUCACCGCGCCACUUCUUUACCCGCCUGAAAUAAGUGGUAGACUUGUUAAGGGAUUUUUAAAUACAAAAAAUAAUAGUAAACAUACGGUAUUUUCGUUACCUUCAAUACAAUAUCAAACACAACUUAUUUUUGAAGACAAAACAGAGAUUUGAGAUUUGAACAAUAAGCAGACAAAAUAAAAGUUUUCAAAACAAGCGGAUACCUCUUUUGUAUAAAAUAUCAGCUAGAUAUACAGGCCAAUUCGAGCUUCGGCUACUAAAUCUCAUUCUAAUAUGAUACUGACCUGAUACUGAUCUGUCAGUGUUAAAAGUGAUGUUUAUGGAUGAAAGUUGACAUAAUUCAGCAGGUCCUCUAAAGGAGAUUGGAACCAUCUCAUAUUGGAAUGAUGUCAGAUCCAUAUUAGAUCAGUAUCACAUUACCUAUAUUUUUGAAAUUAGCCUGAUAGUUAGAAUUUCUAUUGUCUGCGUUAUUUUUAAUAGGUAGGUACCCGGCCGACAAAAAUAUAUUAACUAUGAGCAGUAUGAACUUUACUCCGUUGCAACGCAUCAACUUUGAUAAAACCACACACACGUAUAAACGAAAAUUGCACCUGUAGUUCACUAUGUUCGACAGUUCCUGCAGGUAAAUACAUAGUACAUAAGCCCGGCAGUAUUGAUUUUUACAAUUUAUGUACUUAGUUUACCUACUUGUAUAUAGUGGACUGAAAUGUCCGUGAAACGAUGAGCUCGGAUAUGAAUUUAUUUUUAACUUCGUUUUUCCAUCGCCCGCAAUGCGAAAUUUUUACUCUUUUUGUUACGUGACUAGUUUAAAUAAAUUGAUUGCGAUGUAUAUUAAAUAAACAUAUAUGUUAGGUACCUAUCUGUUAGGGAGUUGUUGUUAUUUUAAUUCUUAUGUAGUUUGAAACAGAAACGCUACACGAUUUACCAAGCGUUCAUAUACGUUGCUUUGUUAAACGAAGAUUGUGUUCGGCGUUAGCCUCCGGGCGCUCCCUGUUCCAUCAAUUUACAGGGUUUAGUUACAUAGAUUAGGAAGGCAGGCUUUGUUUACACCGAGCUAAGUCGAUAGAAGCCGCCUUGAGACGAAGCACGGGGAAUCCACCUGAAGUCGGGCAGAUGCGAGGCAGCUGCCGGCCCGGCCGGUCCUGUCCCCCCCGCGCGCACCCGCGCCCCGCCGGCCCGCGCAAUCGCGGCUAACAGUUUUAUUUCACCGAAUAAACUUUAUCAAACAAAGCGUGCGUGCCCCGCGCCCUGCAACUGGUCGCCCAGCUGUUCCCGGUGCAGCUGCCGUCGGCGUCCCGCUCGCGCGCGCCCGCCGCCGCGCCGCAGGAGAGAGACGAACGGCGCCCGUGUAAUUGCGUCGAGGCCCUUCAAUUCCCUGUGCACGGCCCAUUCGCAGUCUGCAUCCUGACGCCGGCAGGCACGCGAUGACUAGCAAGCGCAAACGCGAUUGUGACGAAACUGACGAGAUGCGGGCGAAGCGACGGCGUAAGCGGUCGCGCAGCGAGCCGCUGCUUCAUGACUCGGAGAGUGCGGAGAAGAGACAGGCGCUGAAGCGGCUGUUCGGACGGAUUUGUUCAGUGGAACUGGAUGACACACAGCGCGAGGAGGAGGCUCGCGGUGACUUCAACGACGAGAACGAGGACCCGCUGCUGGACUCUGUGCCGGUGGACAUGGAUCCCGAGCAACUCGGGUUCCUGGUGUGCGCGCAGGAGACGCUGCGGUUCCUGCACCGGCGCGGCAUCCCCAUCGAGCACCCCGUGUUUGCGCGGCUGCGCUCGCGGCUGCUCCGCGGAAUCGACGAGAUGGCGGUGGCCUGAGUGUUGCUGGGCCCGGAGCCCUCCAAAACCUAAUUCUUCGCGCCCGCUCGGACUCUUCAGUGUUUAUUUAAUGAGUGUACGUCAUUGGUGUUACCUACAAAACAUUCCUAUGCCGGGCUCCGGUUAGUGCUUAAGGAAAAAGCCGUAAGGCUGAAAAUUGCUAAUCGAAGCAACAGGUGGCCCGAUGGGCUAAUCUAGUCACUACCUAGUCAAAGUUUACGAAUUAUAAUUGUUAAGCAAAUCUCUAUUGUGUAUCGAAUAAAGCGACCCAUAAAUGUA
This is a messenger RNA of Cydia pomonella (codling moth), 2511 nucleotides long. RefSeq lists its product as uncharacterized. The record is from RefSeq and is a predicted model, not a curated record. Bases 1840 to 2232 code for a protein of 130 amino acids. NCBI's taxonomy places the organism in Eukaryota, Metazoa, Arthropoda, Insecta, Lepidoptera, Tortricidae. The transcript is spliced from 2 exons.